This is a messenger RNA of Amaranthus tricolor (Joseph's coat), 2469 nucleotides long. RefSeq lists its product as uncharacterized. The coding region runs from base 373 to 1698 and encodes 441 amino acids. The transcript is spliced from 4 exons. Lineage: Eukaryota; Viridiplantae; Streptophyta; Magnoliopsida; Caryophyllales; Amaranthaceae. The record is from RefSeq and is a predicted model, not a curated record.
UUAUAGUAUAAUUGAACAUGACUUCAACACAACUUCAAAAAUGGCUAUACAAUAAUAAAAAAAAACGGCAUUGAUAGUUUGAUACAAAGUCAAAUUUUAACUCAACUUAAAAUUAAUCCGAUAGCUUAAAUGAAUAGCUCUAAAACGAGUCCGAACUUUUAAGUAAUAAUCCCAUGAUUCAUAAAAACGCUAGAAGACUUGUUGGAUGUUGCCGUGUGGAUAAUUAGACUUGAAGUUGAAGUAAUUGGGAAUUGGCAUGUUCUCCAAUUGUCCAACCAAACUUGGAUCAUUCUUCUCAAUUUCAAUUACCCACAAAAAUCUGCAGAUUCAAUCAACUUCUUUUCUUACAAUUUCUGCAUAGAUUCUCCAUUAAUGGCGUAUUCUACAGCUCGUAGCACACUCUUGGAUUUAUGGUGCGAUCAUACUCAAACUGAUACUGAAACUCAAACAAUUCCUCUCAGACGUUCUCUUCGACGCUUAAAAACAUUCCUUAGAUUAUUAGGUUUUAUCCAUGAUUCUCCUUUUACACUUUCUAUAUCGACUCUUUCUUUCUUCUCUUUUGGUGUUGCUGCUCCUUCUUUAGUUAUCAUCUUCUUCUAUUGUGGUCAUGGAUCUUCUACUUCUUCUGCUUGUAGUGAGUAUCACCUUAAGAAUUUUGAGCUGGAGACUCUUUUCUUCCAGGCUACUGCUGCUGGUGUUUCUCUUGUUUGUUUUUCCCUUAGUUUUAGGAAAUAUGGACUCCGGAUCUUUCUUUUUGUUGAUAAGUAUCAAGGAAAUAUUGCGCUUUUUCAAUUUGAUUAUAUCCCUAAAAUUGAUGCAUUCUUUCGCUCGCUGGCAGUAUGGGUAAUUCCAUGCUUACUCUUGAAGAUGGCAAGGGAGAUUGUUAGAGCUAUCUUUAUCCACAAUGAUUCAUUGAUCCAAUCUGUGGUGGUUGUGUUUAUUUUGCUGAUAUCCUGGACAUACACAGCAACAAUCUAUCUCUCUGGAAGCACCUUGUUCAGUUUGGUCUGCAAUUUACAAGUAGUACACUUUGAGAACUACAAGAAGCUUUUCGAAAGGAAUUUGGAUAUUUUAGUAUAUAUUGAAGAGCACAGUCGUCUUACGUAUAAUCUGUCUAAAAUUAGCCACAGAUUCCGAAUUUUCCUUAUUUUGGAGUUCUUGAUUGUCACUGCUAGUCAAGUUGUGACCCUGCUGGAAACUACAGGAAACAAUGGGACCAUCAAGUUCAUAAAUGCUGCAGAUUUUGCCAUCUCCUCCAUUGUUCAGGUAGUGGGAAUAAUUAUUUGUCUGCAUGCUGCUGCAAAGAUAUCUCAUAGGGCUCAAAGCCUCGCGUCAUUUGCCAGUAGAUGGCAUGCCCUACUUACAUGUCGCUCAAAUGAGACUCUACAAUCAUCGGAACAUGGCGGGAACUUUAGUUCCAUCGGUUCCUCAAUUACAACUUCUGUGAACUACAUAGAAAGUGACAUUGAGUCGUCUGAUUACGUGUUACCACCUAUGAAUGUAGAAUCAGUGUCAGAUGUGUCUUCGUACCUCAAAAGACAAGCAUUUGUUAUGUAUAUGCAGUCCAACCCUGGUGGAGUAACUAUUUUUGGGUGGACCGUGAAUAGAACAUUCAUGGAUACAAUUUUCUGUGCUGAACUCACUGUGGUUACCUUUGUUCUUGGGAAGACGCUAACGUUUACAACAAACAAUACUUGAAGAAGUUUAAUGUGUCUUCAAACAAUAUUCUUUUGCCUCUUAUAUGGGCACAAACGGCUAUUUAAGGUAAUUUAUUCAUUUUCUCGUUGAGCUAAUCCUCUUAUAUAUGUAUAACUAAUUAGUUCCGAGGAUCCUUAAUUAAAUGGAAGUUCUGAAGUUCUUCCCGGAAGUGUGGUGAUCAGUGGGGCUGUAAUACUAGAUCAACACUAAGCUUGAAUAGAGAACCAUUCGGAGAAUUGACUAGUCGGGGAUGAAUAAGUGGGUGUCAUAGGUUGUGUGCCCUUCACCUCCCUGCCCCACUGAAUAUGGUAAUCUAUCUACUAAUAUGAACUAAAACACGCGGAUUUUAGGACCAUUUAUGCUAUGUGAACGUUCAUUCAUUUUGAGGCGGCGUGACUGCAGUGAAGGAUUUUGAUCAUCAACGCAUCGCUUCAAGCUCCCAUCCAGUAGGACAUAUAAAGCAGAUUACAUAGGAAGAUGGGGAUCUACAACCUAGGAUAUGCAUUUUUCAAAAAGUUUGAAGUAGAAAUGUGCACUAUCAAUUGAAGUUAAGAAACAAUUGGGUGGAAGUAUGAGACCAUGUACUUUAUCUAGACUCUAGAGGAUCUCAAGAUGAUAUUCAAAGUAAAACAGUGUACGGUUGGGUUUAACCCACUUCUUUGUUUAUAUGCAUCAUAUUCCUCCACCUUUUAAAGGUCACCAUUAUAACUUAUAAGUGUUCAUUCGGUUCGGGUUAAUUUCGACUCAGAAUAUUUUUGGAUCGGUUUAAAA